CUACGCUGCCACUUUUCUCCACGUUUCCGAAGCCGCCGGCCGCCAAACACCCGCCCACGGCUCCGCGCUGCCUCUCCACAAACACAUGCUUGUGCGGUAAACUCUUUUUGCUCGAUCGUGCCCACCACACCUUUUCUGCCUUUCUUCUUUUUCUUCUUCUUUUCUCCUCCACGUGAAAGUUACAGGCAUUGGCCAUGUUAAGCUCAUUCCGUGCAUUGGGAUUGAGGAACACCGUCCGACGCAUUGCGACGCCCUCGAACAUCAUCAUGGCUCCCACCAAGCGACAGUCUAGCGGCCUCCCUGCAGGCUAUGUUGAAGACAAGUCCAAAGGCGCCAUGCUGCGCUUCCAAGAGUCUCUCCCUAAACUCCCCGUACCCACGCUCGAAGAGACUGCCUCCAGAUACCUCAAGACGCUCCGUCCUCUGCUGACUGAGGCCGAGUUUGAGAAGAGCAAGGCCGCUGUUGGCGACUUUGUCAAGCCUGGCGGCGCUGGCCACAAGCUGCAGGAAAAGCUGGUCGCAAAGGCCAAGGACCCCAACACUAAGAACUGGAUCUACGAGUGGUGGAACGACGCCGCCUACCUGUCUUACCGCGACCCCGUUGUCCCCUACGUCAGCUACUUCUACUCUCACCGCGAUGAUCGCCGCCGCCGCGACCCAUCCAAGCGCGCUGCCGCCAUCACCACUUCUGUUCUCGAAUUCAAGAAGCUAGUCGACGCUGGCGAGCUUGAGCCUGAGUACAUGAAGAAGCUCCCCAUCUGCAUGGACAGCUACAAGUGGAUGUUCAACUGCAGCCGUGUCGCCGCCCGUCCUGCCGACUACCCUAUCAAGUUCUCUCACGAGGAGAACAAGCACAUCAUUGUCAUCCGCAAGAACCAGUUCUUCAAGGUUCUCCACGAAGUCAACGGCACUCCCCUCAACGUCUCUGAGCUUGAGCAGCAGUUCCGCCGCGUCUACGAGCUCGCUCAGCAGGUCCCUGCUGUCGGUGCUCUCACUUCUGAGAACCGCGACAUCUGGAGUGAUGCUCGCGAACUCCUCAUCAAGGUCAGCCCCCAGAACAAGGCUUCGCUCGAGACCAUCGAGGCCGCCUCAUUCGUUGUCUGCCUUGACGACGCUUCUCCCGUCACUCUCGAGGAGCGCGCUCACCAGUACUGGCACGGCGACGGUCUCAACCGCUGGUACGAUAAGCCCCUUCAGUUCAUUGUCAACGACAACGGUACCUCUGGCUUCAUGGGCGAGCACUCCAUGAUGGACGGCACGCCUACCCACCGCCUCAACGACUACAUCAACGACCUCAUCUUCAACAACAAGAUUGACCUGUCCGCCACCUCUGUCCGAUCCAACCUCCCCGAGCCCCAGGUUGUCAAGUUCGAUGUUACUCCCGAUGUGCAGAAGGAGAUUGACCGUGCCAUCACUGAUUUCCGCACCGUCAUUGGCCAGCACCAACUUGCUGUCCAGGCUUUCCAGGGCUACGGAAAGGGUCUUAUCAAGAAGUUCAAGUGCUCUCCCGACGCCUACGUUCAGAUGAUCAUCCAGCUCGCCUACUUCAAGAUGUACGGCAAGAACCGACCUACCUACGAGUCCGCCGCUGUCCGUCGCUUCCAGCUUGGCCGUACUGAGACUUGCCGCACAGUGUCUGAGGACUCUACUGCUUGGUGCAAGUCGAUGAGCGAUGCUUCUGUUGACGAUAAGACUCGCAUUGAGCUUUUCCACACUGCUAUCAAGUCUCACAUUGAAUACAUCAGCUCUGCGUCCGACGGUAAGGGUGUCGACAGACAUCUUUUCGGUCUUAAGAAGCUGCUCCAGCCUGGCGAGGAGGUUCCUGCUAUCUACCAGGACCCUGCUUUCGGUUACUCUUCAUCUUGGUACAUUUCGUCUUCCCAGCUGAGCUCCGAGUUCUUCAACGGCUACGGAUGGAGCCAGGUUAUCGACGGCGGCUUUGGUAUUGCAUACAUGAUCAACGAGAACAGCAUCAACUUCAAUGUCGUCUCCAAGGGACUCGGCAGCGACCGCAUGAGCUACUACCUGAACGAAGCUGCUUCUGAGAUGCGCGACCUUCUCACCCCUACACUGGCCCCUCCCAAGGCCAAGCUGUAAAGAGCACAAAAAGUCGACCAACAGGGAAAUUUGGUGUGCGCAUUGGCUUAGCUAUAUGCGAUCGACGUAUUUAUAGAAUUUUAUUUUGUAGAGCGAUUUGACGGGAUGACGAAGGCUACAUAGACAAGGAGUCAUAUCAAGGUUGGCAGAUACCAUUGUAUUGCCAAUACCCCAAUGCGGAUUUUGUAUGCUAAGAAUAGGCACUGAUCGUCUCAGUACUCCUUGUGUAAAAGAAAUAGAAAGAAUUUGUGAUAUUACGUUUCUAGCAAGAGUGACUCUCUAAGUCCAGGCCCCCAAGGAGACAGGAGAGAUCGACAGAGGCGGCCAGCAAUGUGUACAUCCUUGCUUGUGGCACAAAAUGUGUUAGUUUGUAGGCGCGCUAUAUACAAAAAACUGGAACCAUACCCCAAAAGACAAUCAACCAGCGUGAGCAACAAUCUCGUUGACAAGAUCAUUCUUGUCAGGGUCGUAGUAUGAGCACAUCUGCGACGGCAAGGGGACCUCCUUGUAGUCCUCAUCAGGGCCAGAGAUGACGUUGAGGUUGAUGCCAUCAGAUUUGCUGUGGAAUAUCUUGGUGGUAGUGCUCUCCUUGCUGAAGUAGAUUUGCGCACCGUCAACCUGGUCCAUCAUGACGGUUGGAAUGGUGCCCAUGACUUGCAAGGCAAAGUUCUGUGCCUUUACUACAUCAACCGUUGAGACCAGAGAAUCCACAACUAGCGACAGUCGAGACGAGUUUUCGAUAGUGACUUGGUUGGCCUUGCCCUUGACGAUGAUCGUAGUGUUGUUGCAGCGGCUGAUGAGAAUAGAAUGAGACAAAGAGGCUUCGAUCUCAAUUGGUACGGCUUCCUUCUCAAAGUUUUCCUAGUUUCUCAUUAGUGGUAAGUACAAUCUAAACCUCGAGGAAACCUACGAUUGUCCACUUGUUUCCUUCAAGCUCUUUCUUGGAGGGUUUCUUAACUCUCAUACUCUCUGGCUUGGGUUUCUUGCCAGGGGCAGGACUUUUUGGUCGUGCGGAGUCAGAAACGGUCGCUGCUGCUCGCAGUGAAGGGUUCUUGUGAGUCAUUUCAGACUUGUCGACCUUGCGUAGACCCUUCGUAACAGAUUCUCCCUUGUUGAGUUCUGAAAAGACUGCACCAAGUCCGCCAGCGGCUGAAGGAGCAGCCGCAGGAGCACUCUCUGUCUUGAUAUCCAGCACCGGGGGAGGACCAGGAGGAGGAGGAGGGGGUGGAGGAGGACCUCCGGCAGCAGGAGCAGCGGGAGGUGCGUUAGUAGAAGAUGCAGCCAACGCCUUGGCCACUGCACUGGCUGAGUCUCCUUUAGGGUUCCAUUGUAUACCGUUGGGAUAAUGCUGCUUCACAAGAUCGCGCAGGUCCUUGAAGAUGGCGUAGAAUGAUUGAAUCCAUUCGACCUGCUUAGGGUCCCUAUAGCACGAUUGUUUAGUAAAUAGAUAAUAGGCAGAUAAAGGUGGAAGCUAAUGCAUACUUAUCCUUGUAUUCCUUGAUAACUCGGUUGCCGAAGAACUGAGCAGAGCUCAAGAAUUCCUCGACGUGAGUAAAGGGUCGGUGGGCGACAGUAACCCAAGCAAGAACCAUAAUGCCGUCACCGACAGCGCUAAGCUGAGUAUACAUGGGAUCUCCUCGGUUGGAUUCCUUUAUGUCUGUGACGGCCAUUAGAGACUCGUUAAUGGGUUUGAGCAAAUCUUGGUAAACUGCCAUCUCGGCACCGGAGAGAUCCGG
Molecule: messenger RNA, 3832 nt
Organism: [Torrubiella] hemipterigena
Lineage: Eukaryota; Fungi; Ascomycota; Sordariomycetes; Hypocreales; Clavicipitaceae
Source: the annotation of a GenBank genome assembly